Molecule: messenger RNA, 5481 nt
Organism: Syngnathus acus (greater pipefish)
Lineage: Eukaryota; Metazoa; Chordata; Actinopteri; Syngnathiformes; Syngnathidae
Gene: sh3tc2
Product: SH3 domain and tetratricopeptide repeats 2
Exons: 24
Coding region: 703-5139 (1478 amino acids)
Biological process (GO): regulation of intracellular protein transport; regulation of ERBB signaling pathway
Cellular component (GO): recycling endosome
Molecular function (GO): protein binding
Source: RefSeq, a predicted model, not a curated record
UAUCCGCGUGAACUGACGGGCAGGGUCAGGCGAAGGUCCUGGAAUGUAGACCAGGGAUUCCUCCACGUAUCGUGACAACUGACAACCCUGGAUGCGAUUUUGUUUUUAAUCUGUCAUGCGCUUCACCUCAAACUGGUAUGACUGGUGUUUUAGAAUGAGGAAAUAAACGGAGCACUUUAUUCUGGUAGCGAGUCACUAAUGGUUUUAAAAAGAUUAAAAAAUAACCUCAGUCAAAUGAGCAACCGCUUGAGUGACAGGUUACGUCCGUGGAGAGGAACUCUUUAUGGUAAAUGGAUGUAGGGAAGUGAGAGAGACAUGAGGGGGCGGAGUUAAUUGUCAAGUGACAUGCUGUACGGGACAGCCUCUGUGGCGUUUAAAGGCAAAAACAAGCAGACACUGACGUUUGGACUUUCUCAGAGAUCUUUCUGUCCUGUGGGUUUUGAGACAACUUAAAACAGCGGCCACCAGGAAAUGCAUGGCGAAACGCACACAGACAGCGAUACACACAUGUUGUGUCAGCGCAAGAGGAAUGCCUUGAAGAGUAGAACAGAAAAGAGUGCGAAUGCCACUCCGCAACAGUGUGGGACUCUCCCUGCAGGGAACUCUGUCCUCGACCCACAGGCAUGCAAGUGAACUGAGUCGGUCCCAGCCCACUUGGCCCGGGUGUCAUGACUUGUAGUGGAGUGUAGUUCUCUGUGCAACAUGGGUAACACAAUAAGCCAAGAAGACAUCUCUCCUGCUGAGCUGGAUGCCUUGUGGAGGGAACCACCAUAUAAUCUCGGGGGGACCCACGAACACUUUUCUGGAAAUUACAUCAUGACUGAAGGUGUAGGUGAAGAUGAGGACGGCCCCCUGAUGGAGUCAGAAGUAGACGCAGAGCCAGACAACUACUGGAAGAGAAAAGAGACCCUUCUUAAAGGAAGUCGGGUGACAGUGGGCGAAAAAUGCUCCUCAGAAGUUACGCUUCUUUUCACUGGACGCCGACGCUCCAGUGAGCGCCCUGACCGGGCUCUCCAGGAGGCCCUGCGCACCCGGCUCCGUGUAGUUGAGAGCAACAGCAAAGAUGUCAUCCAGUUAUUUAAGGACCUGUCUGCACGUCUAGUGUCUGUCCAUGCAGAGAAGGACAGUUUUGUCCUCACAUUUAAAACUGCAGAGGAACUCUGGAAGUUUUCGACUUAUCUAGCUUUAGGUUACGUGGCACGGUGCUUGGAGAACUUCUUGUGUGAUCAGUCCUUCUGGCUGGAGCCAAAAUUGCUCAGCGACUUGGAGAUUAGUGUCAAAGUAGAUGAGGAUCAUCUGGCCACCCUCUACCUAGAGCUUUUACUCCAGGAAGGAUCUUUCUUUGCUAAAACACUGUGCACAAGACAUGACGAGGAUGAUGAAGAUCAGCUGUCUUUCAAAAAGAAUGACCUUCUAAUGGUGAAGGACACGGGACAGGAGGAUAUGUGGGAGGGUACUCUGCUCUCCACUGGACAUCACGGCCUAGUGCCAAUCACUGCCACUCAGCCGCUUCCCUACCCUUUCUAUCAGUGGUUCCUGCGGAAUUACCCGGGCUAUGCAGGGUGCUCACCAACAGACAAGGAAGCAUUUGAACAUCCACUAGUGACAGGUUCGUGUGUAGCGGUGGUCGACUACAGUCCAGUGGUUCAAGAUGAGCUCCAGCUAAAUCAAGGAGACGUUGUGGAGAUUCAAGGACUACUUGUUAGAGGCCUUGGCGUCUUCAUUGGAAAACACUCCACCACUGGUCGUACAGGCUUCAUCAACAAGUCCCACGUCAAGCCUCUGGACACCAUGUCCCUUGAGACCCAUUUGGUAUUUCUGACCGAGGAGGAGCGAACCACGCUCGCUCAGACAAGACUGUUUAACUCCGAGUCGUGUGAUGGCAACCUAAUGGAAAGGCUCUUCUCAUCUGACAUCAGCUCGAUGUACAGGCUUGACAGGCUGGAUGAGACUGACUUCAUGUACAUCAGGAAUCGGCCCAAACGUGAUCACAAGGUCCCUGCAAGCACUCGUCAGAGUGUCAUGUCGGACAGAAGCGGCGGAACGCCCCCGUACCAAUCCUCCCCCCGCCCAUCGCUAUCGCACUCAUCACCUGGUGUGUCACUCUAUCAGUCCCACAAUUCUCUGACACAGGAGGGAGGGUGCCUGUCCUUCACUGUAGAAGACACAUUCAGAGAACUCAGUGAAUUCCAGGAAGAUCUCCCUCUCUUCUUGGAGGAAAACAUUUGGGAGGGGGACGAAUCAGAAGCUAGGGAUCCAACGUUGAUCCUGCUAAACCAUGACCACUUCCAGGAAGACUUCCUCCCCAUGUAUGACCUCAAGUAUUCCUUCCUGUGGGUGACCUUCAAUGGAAAGGGCGAGAGUGAGCUCUCAGGUCAGCUUGAGAGUGUCAGGGAGUGUGCCAAGAGGAUGGGGAUGCACUGGGCACAUAGGCGAGCAUGUUUCCUCCUGGGAAGACUCUGCGCCAGGAAGCUCAAGCUAUCGCAGGCUCGCGUGUACUACGAGGAAGCUCUGAGUGUUCAGGUGGAAGGCUUCAGAGACACACCGCUGUUGAUCGCUCUCCUCACUAACCUCACAGCCGUCUACCUGAAGCAGCGGAUGACUGAUAAGCUGCCCCUCACCCUGGAGAAGGCCAGCGCCAUGCUCCUUUGUCUUCCCAAACAUACCUACACAUCCUCCGAUGAAAUUGAACUGCUCAAACUGCUUCUGAGGAGAUCAAUGGUCACAGGGGAUAAAUAUCUGGAGGCCCGUGUGUGCUACCUUAUCUCCAGCCUCUUCCUGCUACUAAGGAAACCUGACGAUGCUCUUCCCUUUGUUGAGCGCCUCCAGUUCCUCUCCUCAACUCUCUCGGCCAACGACGGGCUUUCUGUAGGACCUCUGGACCUCAAUUGGCUAUUGAGUUUGCUCUAUCAUCGGAAAUACAUGCCUUACCUGGUGUUGGCUUCCCUGAGUCUCGACUCAAGACAAGACCACUCGCUCCGUGACUCCUUCCAGAGGAUUGAAAGGUUUAUCAGGAACUCAGCUCGCCUGAACCCAUUCUGGAAGGAGGGAACCUCGCUGCUUCCUGCCCAGAUUGUGGUUUACCUCCUGCAGGCACUGGCUAUAGCUGAGAAAGAGGGGGACUUAAAAUCGCAGCGGGACCUAUGUCUGGGCUUGGCCUCAGUUUACCAGCAGUAUGGUGCUCUUGAUAAGGCUGUAUGCUGUGCUCAACGAGCAGUGGAGACGGGAGGCUUCAUCAAUGAGGAGGAAGCUUUUGAAGCCUCUGUGUUGCUCAGCUGGCUGUUGGUUUUAACAGGCCAGGCUGAGAACGCUCAGGGUGUCCUACAACCACUGCUUAUAUCACUUCAGGGAUCGGACAGCUCUACUCAAAGAGGUGUCAUCCACAAUCUCUUGGCUUUGUGUCUGAGGCAACAGGGCUGUGUACCAGAGGCAGGCUGGCAACUCCACUCGGCCUUGGUAAUAUCCCGGGAAAGCGGAAACCAGAGGAAUCAGGCCCUGGCACUAGCCAACCUGGGCUGCCUGGCACUGCAUUCAGGGGCAUCUACACUGGCAGAGCAUUUCUUGGUCAGAUCUCUGCGACUUUUUGAGGAACUCUGGGAGAGCCCCACAGAUGAGGAGCAUGUGCAGACCUUCCUUUGGUUGGGGAGGAGCUACAAAGACAGGGGGCAGAGUCACCGCGUCAGGGUGUCUUAUGAAAUGGGAUUUCUAAUGGCACUGCAUGCCAGAAACCUGCCCAGUCAGUUAGUGGUGGCCAAGGUGCUGAGUCGGCUCUAUUCAGACCUACUGCUUUACGGCCAAAGCAUCGUCUAUUAUGAACACUGUGUGUCAGUAGCCAGGGAGCUGAAGGAUAAGAGACUUGAAGGAGAGUACCUUGAAAUCUUAAGCAGCCUCUACCUCUCACUAAAUACUGAAAGAUCAUCUCGUAAGUCUUUGGAUUACACCAAGCAAAGCCUGAGGAUUUCCAUUGAUUUAGGCAAGCGAGAAGAAGAAUCUGAGUCCUGGUUGCAGGUGGGAAGAAUUUAUUAUCUCAUCCAGGAGGACGAGCUGGCCGACAUGUACCUGCAGGCAGCAGUGAAGACGGCCCUGAGAAUGAACGACCCCCAUUUUUCGAUGAGCAUCUAUGAGGAAGCAGGGGACGUCUAUUUUAAAGGACACAGGAACAGGAUGGCUUCAGUGCCUUUCUACAGGGAUGGCAGUUUACCAUUUUCCCGAAGUAUCAGAGACACCCAUUCAGAGUUCCGCUUGUUGAGUAAACUAACACAGCUCUUAAUGGACCAGGGGGAGCAGGAAGAGGCUCUGCAAUAUGCGACACUAGCUGUUGAAGUAGCUAACAAAACAGGUGUGAAUAUGAAUGAGAGGACAGCCUACCAUCGACUGGCGACAGUUUACUACAACCUUCAGCAUUAUGAGAUGGCCGAGAACUACUAUCUCAAGUCCUUGUCUCUCUGUCCGCCCGUCAUGGAGCACCCAAUGGAAGCGCGCUACUACACUCAGGUCUACUGCAGGCUGGGAAAUCUCACGCUGCACAAGCUCAAGGAUUCUUAUGAUGCAUUGGGUUAUUUCCUCCUUGCUCUGGCAGCUGCCCUGGAGGAUCAAGCAAACGCCGAGGCCCUGUACGUAGUGUAUAUGAAGUUAGCGGAGAUCCACGGGAACCACAUCCCUGAUACUCAGCUAUGCCAGCUGUACAGAGACAGAGCCCAUAGCCUGAAGAGAAUUCUUUCGGGAGCAGAGGACUCUGCUGUGAACCAGGAAAUUGGAAAGGAUACAGAUGAAGUCUGUGGCAGUGAACCAUUCCCAAGAAAUUGUCUGAUGCAAGUGGAUACCGACAGAGGCACUGCGAUCAGAAGAGUGGAUGACUACAUUCCUCCUCCUGACACAAACAAUUCAUUGGUUGACAUCCCUGCAUUUACUGCCAGUCAGUCUUAUAAUGAGAGUAUUUUGACUGAGUCCUUUGACACAGCCAGGGAGCACAUGUCAGACUCAUGCAGCUCAACAGACACUGUACAAACUUCCCCCAAACAAUUAAAUGGGGAUGAUGAUUUGUCCAGUAAAAUCAGUCUCUAUCCUGAGAAAGAACUGGACAUGGCUCCACAUUUUGACCAGAAAGAUCCCAGCAGUGGAGAUACCCUUUCAUCCUAAGUGGAUUCACGUGAGCCUCCACGCAAAAAAAACAAAACUCAUGGCACUUUAUGUUCCUUAUUUCCCUUUUUCUAGACACGUGUCUGAGCCAGUAAAAGGAAUGCAAUGUUCUAACAAGAUGGCACUUAUUUAUAGAAUGAGACGAGAGUUCUAAUUUGCUUUAAAUGAUGUGCCUUUCUAUGAUACAGUUGGCAUAUCAGAAUGUUGUCACAAUGAUAGGGGUUUUCUAUGUCUUUUAUACUUCUGCGACAUGUCUUAUAAGAUUAUGUUAAUCAGAGAAAGAAUACAUUUCGACAGAUGACAACAUUAAUAAAUUAUUUUGGGCAAUAUUGACACUGAGAA